This is a messenger RNA of Blepharisma stoltei, 1324 nucleotides long. The record is from the annotation of a GenBank genome assembly. NCBI's taxonomy places the organism in Eukaryota, Ciliophora, Heterotrichea, Heterotrichida, Blepharismidae.
AUGUCUUUCCGAGAAAUCAGGAACUUUUGUGAAAUCAUGCGUUCAUUAGGCUACUCACGUAUUAUUUCGAUGGAAAAUUUCCGAACCCCGAAUUUCGAGCUGGUGGCCGAUAUAUUGGAUUGGCUUCUUUUAAGGUAAACUUUAGAUAGGGUUGACCCUGAGUGUGAUAUUCCAAAUGAUAUUGAAGAAGAAAGACAAAGAAUAAACUUCAUUACGAACGUCGCUAAGUUUUUCUUAUCAAAAACCAGAAUAAAGCUGAAUUUAAGGAAGCUUUAUGAAGCUAACGGGUAUGCAGUCAGAGAACUAUUGAAAAUUGCGACGAUGCUUUAUAAGGCACAAUCAUCAUCGUCAAAAACUGACGAAGAAUCUUGUAAGAUAUAGCUAGUGAUGGACAUUGCUAUGAGCUCGAAGCUGCAAAACCUUAAGACUGCACAUGGCUUGGCUACUCAGAUUACUGAUACAGGCGCCAAACUAUUUGAUUUAUUAUCGAAAGAAAAAGAAUUGAGGGAUGCAAGGGAAAAAGCAUUAGGAUUUCUAGAUAUACCGCUUAUAUAAAGAUGAGAUAAAAGGAGAUCUGCAAUAUUAUAAUAGAAAUUACUUUAAUUUUUAGUAUAAUAGAAAACCAUUCAUAUAUAAAAAGCAUAAUAUUUCAAGGAAUUUAGACUCUAAUGCAGAACAAGAAUACAUAAGAAAAUGCAUCAGAGAUAUCAUACAAAGCCAAACUGGCAACUUGGCACAGAUGGAAAAAAUGCUUGAAGAGCUCGAAAACGACGAAAAAACACUUGAAGCAAAAAUAAAGAAAAGAACAGGAGAGCUGGAAAGGGCUGAAAAACGGAUGAAGUCUCUACAGACUGUCAGGCCUGGGUAUAUGGAUGAAUAUGAAAGGCUGGAACAAGAAAUUGAAAAAUUAUACGAAGUUUAUGUAGUCAGGUUCAGAAAUCUAGCCUAUUUGGAACAUGAUUUAGAUGAAUACAGCCAAAAAGAAGAAGAAAAAUCCAAACAAAUUUCAGAAUCUCUAAACCAGGAAAGGAAUGAAAUUAUGGAAACCCAGAAAAGAAGAUUAAUUGGGGAUGGCGAAUUUGAAGAAGGGGACAUUGAGCAGAAUCCUCCUAAAGGAAAAGCUGGGAAUAAUAAUGCUGGCAGCAAUAGAGAAAGACCGAUGGAAGCUAGACAAAAUAAUAGAAGGCAGCCGAAACAAGAAGAAAGUGACGAAAGUGAUUUAAUUGAUGAAGAUGAAGAAGAAGGAUCACUAGAGGUAGAUGAAGAAGGCUCUGAAGAAGAGCUAGAAGAGGAAGAAAGUGACUCAAUUGAUAAUGACUUUUAA